AUGGAGGUGCCAGAAGCCACCUGCCCUGCCUUGCCUGCCAGGGACCAGCCAGCUCCUGCUUCUGGCCCCCCAGGGGCCCCAGGUGGGCAGGCCUCGCCUCACCUGACCCUGGGCCCCAUCAUCCUGCCCCCAGAGCAGGGCCUGGCCCCCACCCUGUUCCUGAAGGCCCUGCCUAUCCCACUGUACCACACAGUGCCUCCGGGGGGCCUCCAGCCGCGUGCCCCCCUCGUGUCAGGCAGCGUGGACGGGGCCAGCGUGCCCUUCAUUCUCAGCCCCCUGCUGCAGCCUGAAGGGCCCGGUCCCACCCAGGGGGGGAAGCCAGCGGCCCCAGCGCUCACCGUGAACUUCGUGGGUGCUCUGCCCAUCCUGUCACCGGGCCUGGGCCCCGUGCUGGGCAGCCCCGGCAAGGUGCGCAACGCCGGCAAGUACCUGUGCCCGCACUGCGGCCGGGACUGCCUGAAGCCCAGCGUUUUGGAGAAGCACAUCCGCUCCCACACGGGUGAGAGGCCCUUCCCGUGCGCCACCUGCGGCAUCGCCUUUAAGACCCAGAGCAACUUGUACAAGCACAGACGGACCCAGACACACCUCAACAACUCCAGGCUGUCCUCGGAGUCGGACGGCGGGGGAAGCAGCCUCCCGGAGGAGGGGGACAAGGCCGGAGUGCCUUCCGGGACCCACGGGGCACGAUCAGAGAGACCCCUUUCUCCGGGCGCCCAGGCCUCUGGGCACUGCCUGCUGCCUACGGCGCAUCUGUCCCCGGUUGCCAAGAACCUGGACCUGAAGUUGGACGCGGCUGCCUGUCCAGGGUCCACGUUCGAUGUCAGGGAGGCCCCUGUGGACUCUGCCCCGGGGCUCCCGCUGGCCAGCUCGCAGCCGAGGCGGAGGCUGCCGGAGCAGCGGUCCCCGACGGCCAGCAGGCCGGGCUCCGCGCCGCAGGUGGAGAAGCCCGGGGGUGCCAAGCCCUCGGAGGGCCGGCUGCGGAAGUGCGAGAGCACCGACUCGGGCUACCUGUCCCGCUCGGACAGCGCAGAGCAGCCGCCGGCCGCCGGCAGCCCCCUGCACAGCCUGUCCGAGCACAGCGCCGAGUCCGAGGGCGAGGGAGGCCCGGGGCCCGGGCGCGCGGAGCGGGCGGCCGGCCUGGAGCUGGAAAAGAGGCGGCUGGAGGAGCGCAUCGCCAGGCUCAUCUCUCACAACCAGGCCGUGGUGGACGACCCCCAGCUGGCCCACGUGCGGCCCCGCAAGACGGUCCUGUCCAAGCAGGGCAGCAUCGACCUGCCCAUGCCCUACACCUACAAGGACUCCUUCCACUUCGACCUGCGGCCGCCGGAGCCCAGGAGGACGCCUGCCGCCCUCCGCGCCGCGCGCUCCACCUGCGCGCCCCCGGACAGGGCGCGGCCCCUCUUCUUCCACUCGGUCCCCACGCAGCUCUCCACCGGCACCGAAUGUGUGCCGGUCACCCGGAGCAACUCGCUGCCCUUCGUCGAGGGCACGGGGACGUGGCGGGAGCCGCCGGACCCCCGGGACGCCUGGUCCCGGAGGCAGAAGCCUCUGAGCCCCAGGCCUGCCCCCGCCCGACUGGCCGAUGGCCCUGGCGGUCACCCCCGGGCCCUGGUCAGACAGGCUGCGGUGGAGGACCUGCCGUGUCCCCCGACGGGAGACGCCUCGGCCCCGGCGGAGGACCCAGAUGGAAAGAGACCGUCUGCGGGGGAGGGACAGGCCGGCCAGGGCCAGGCGGCUGGUAAGCAACGCGGCCAGAGGAGGCUGAAGAUGUUCUCCCAGGAGAAGUGGCAGGUGUACGGGAAGGACACGUUCAAGAGCAUCUACCAGAAAACGAAAGCCGGCCACCACGGAGGCAAGAAUGCUAGGGAGGUCACAGCGGGCCGUGGGGUCGCGCUGGACCGUCCUCUCCAGCAGGAUGCAGGGGGUGGCGGGCGUGCAGCCCCCUCCCAGGACGGGAGGAGGCCCCCGGGCCCCGAGGACACUGCCGUGGAGGCCAGGCCAGCGCCUUGUGCAAGCCCACCGGCCCGGGAGGGCCUCUUGGUGACUGAGCCCCCCAAGCAGAGAGAGACAGUGGCCAGAGCCGGAGGCAGGGACCAGCCCCGUGUGAACAGGGCUGCCUCACGCCCCGCAAACGGGAGGCUGGAGCUGGGGUGUCAGCUGCUCCCAGCACCCAGUCCUCCCAAAGGAGGUGACCUAGAGGCUCCCAGGCAGGGUCUGCCGGACCCCAAGCUGGAAGGUGCCACCCGGGGUGGCGGAGGGGACGCCAAGGAGACCUGUCAGCAGGCCCACGUGGUCCCGAGCCGGCCGGGCGGGAGCUCCGGGGAGCCCCAGCCCACAGAGGACAAGCUCCCCUCGGAGAGGAAGAAGCUGAAGGUGGAGGCGCUAAGCUGCCAGGAGCCCCCGGGAGCAGGAGGAGAGACCCCGGGGGACCCCAUGCAGGCUGCCUCCCCGCCCCCUCAGAACCAGGACAGUGACCCGGGGGAAAAGCCAGGGGGGCUGCCUGGAGGUGGCGACUGCACAGCGAGGGGCAGGGCUGGGGCCCUGAGGCAGGCAGGGCCUCGGGACACGGAGCCUGCAGCCCCCGGCUGUCCCUCCCAGCUGGCCUCGCAGCCUCGGGCCCCCGGCGUCCUUGCUGCCCCAGUGGACGUGGCCUUCCCCCCACAGUACCUCCUCAGGUUACCCCAGGGAGAGACCCGUCGCCCGCCGCCCAUCCCCCAGAAGCUGGACCAAGGCCGGGGCCUUCUCUGCAGGAGAGGGGGACCUGAGGAACGGGCAUCCUCUUUGGAGUCAGGGCUGGAGGCCCCCCUGCUUCCCAGCCCAACCUCAGGCCAGGCCCCUGGCGGAGCAGACAGCUUCGGGGAGGACCCCAGCUGGUCCACGCCGUGCGACAGGAGAAAGGGGGUGCAGGGAGAGGAGAAAGGAGGCUUGGACACUGGCACCCCAGCAGCUGGGGUCCCCAGGGGGGCAGCCUCCUUUCCGCCCACGCCAACGUGUGACUCUUGGAGGAGUGGGACCCAUGACACCCAACAAGUCUGCAGUAGCAGCACCUGGGCGCAGGCCAGGCCCUCUGGGGGCGUCCUCCAUCCCUGGGAGUCCACUGGGGAGCUGGGGGGGCCUCCCGAGGGUGCCCCGCGGGGCCCUUCUUCAGGGCCACUAGCAGGGCUCCGUGCUGGCUGCUCCCGCCAGCCCGGCUCCUUCCUCUCGGCCCUCCCGCCCCCGGGCUGGCCUGAGCUGGCCUUGCGUGCACCCGCAGAGGCCCCCGGGAGCUGCAGGGCCCAGGGCCCUUUCCCCUCGCUGAGGGCUGAGCCCCGGCUCACGUGGUGCUGCCUGAGCCGCAGCCUCCCUCUGUCCAUGGGGCGGAGGGAGAAGGACGCUGCCGUGCAUCUGGCGCUGCACUUCCCUGGUGGCAGCCUCUCGGGUGAGGGUCCUGACGCCCAGCCGGUGAGCAAAGCAGUGUCUGGAGGAUGGACCGGGAUAAGCCCUGGAGAAGGAGGGCAGACGCAGACGUUGAAGCUCUCCGACCCAACAGCCCCAGGGAUGCCAUCCCAGGACUGGAUGUCUGAGCCAGAGCAGAAGAAAGGAUGGCCUCAUAGGAGGGCAAAGAUGCCUCGUGGGAGCAGCAAGCAGAAACAGCUGAGCAUCCGCUCCAAAAGGUACAAAGGGAAUUUCUUGCAAAGCCGUUUCCAGCUGAGAGCCAGCAGACUGAGGAAGCCACACUGGGUGCUGAGAAAAGACGGCCGUUCACCCCCAUCCGAGGGGCCGGCCCCACGCAGGACCUGCGGGCAGCCUUCUUCAGAAACGGCAGGUCCUGCCCCUGAUGGGGAGCCACCCUGUGCUGCCUCAGAAUCAUCUCUUUGUGUUGGGGACGGAGAGAAGGGGGAAGAGGAGAAGGAGGGCAACAGACACAGCUCGGGAAGCUCCUGUCCUCACCCAAGUUCAAGAACGGUCAGGGAAGCAGACAGAUUGACCUCGAAGGAGAUUUCUCCAGCUGCCGGCAAGCACGGGGACCGUCGUCCUCAGAAUACAGCUGUGAGGUCAGGAUUCUCUCCGCCACCCGACUCCUUGGUGGCAGUGGCUAAUGACAGACUUCCAGCCCGUGGCAAAGGUCUGGACGUGGGAUUGCUUGAGACUCGCCUGCCGCCCCCCCAGGAGCAAGUCUCAACAGACCCCACACCACGCAUUUUCUCAGAUGCUCAAGAGCCUUCUUCCUUUGAGUCCCAAGGAACCUCUCUCGGCCAUGACCUUGCUACCUCUGUGGCUGCCUUUCGUCCUUCUCUGGGGGAAAGAGCAGGUCACACAACCCUGGGAAUUCACAGUGUGGAACCACAAGACCACAGCCAGGGUGCAAGGGACACUCUGACACAAAGCUCCCCCGACAGAAAAACGAUAGCAGAGGGUGUGUCCCCAUCACUCUUGCCAGGGAAACCUUCAUCUGGGCGGAGACUUUCAGGUUCAGUUCCACUGGGGUCCACUGGAAAAACUCAUCUUGAAAUACCAGCUUCAGGACCAGGCUCAGCUAGUUCACACCAAGAGGAAGGGAAACACAAGACAUGUUUCCCUUCCGGGGUGCAAUACGGGUGUGGGGAAGGGCUGGUCCCCUGCCGUCCCGUAGGAAAUGACGGUGGGAAAUGUCAAGGGUCUGGAUUCAUCGCUCUAAAGGAUGGUGUGGUUCCGUCUAGCCCAGGGCAGCCCACGGAGGUCCCUGCAGCCCCUUCGAAAACCCUCAGGAAGAGGAGUUUGGAAGGAAUGAGAAAGCAAACUCGUGUGGAGUUCAGCGACACCAGCAGCGAUGAUGAAGAUCGGUUGGUGAUAGAGAUCUGA
Messenger RNA from Physeter macrocephalus (sperm whale), 4821 nucleotides. It is a transcript of the gene ZNF831, whose product is annotated as zinc finger protein 831. Bases 1 to 4821 code for a protein of 1606 amino acids. NCBI's taxonomy places the organism in Eukaryota, Metazoa, Chordata, Mammalia, Artiodactyla, Physeteridae. The record is from RefSeq and is a predicted model, not a curated record. The transcript has 6 exons.